This is a messenger RNA of Zophobas morio, 3209 nucleotides long. RefSeq names its product ataxin-7-like. The transcript has 7 exons. Bases 158 to 1807 code for a protein of 549 amino acids. The record is from RefSeq and is a predicted model, not a curated record. Lineage: Eukaryota; Metazoa; Arthropoda; Insecta; Coleoptera; Tenebrionidae.
UCGGUUGCAAUUCACGUCGUUUAUGCGUAGCAUGUAAACGUAGUAAUGACCGAAAAGAAAUGACAGAAGGGUAACAGAUCCUUUAAAGUUAAUAAAAUUGAAAUUAUUAAAUAAAACCACAAAAAUAAAGCAUAUUAGAAAAUUUCUGAAAACUGAAAUGGAAACCUACUUCGAAAGCACCCUUGAAGACGUAAUGCGAUGGGAAUUACUUGAACAGCUCGGAGACCUAGCAUCAGUGCAUGAAGAAGUAGGCGACGAGAACAGCUAUGGCAGCCAGCGGCCCCCAAAGACCGUUUUCUCCCUCCAGAGAGACUACAUUUCGCUGUAUGGCAGCCAUCCGAAAAUGGAAGACAGAAUUUACAGUACGUGCGGCGUAUGCGAGCAAGUUUUCAACCCCCAAGUGGUCUCCAGCCACAAGGAACACUGUCCAGGCAAAGGCAAAAUCCAGUCCCAGCAAAUAAAGAAAAAGGUCAAGAGCAAGAAGAAACUACAAGGAUCAUCAGUGCCUCUUCCCCCCCUAUUCAAAAAGGAAUCUCCCGGCCCGCCAGUGUUGUCAAAAUUUUCAGAUAUCUCCCCUCCUCAAGUGUCGCGGCUAGCCCCCGACGUGCUUCCUCUGUCAGACGCAGUAAACGCCGCCGCCCCAAAGGCAAACGAGGACCCCGCCCCAAGCGCCGCCGUCGCGUCGCCCCCAACCCCCCCGCCGCCCCCUCUGCCUCCGUCUCCCGUCCUGUUACCCGAAGUUUCUCCAAACGAAGAAACAAGCAGUAGACACAAAAAGUCAAAAAAGAGUACCAAAGCGCUUAGAGAAUACGAUCCCGAUGUCCACUGCGGGGUCGUCGAGGGGCAGAAGGGGCCGUGUACGAGAUCCAUCACGUGUUCGAACCACAAGAUUCAGCAACGCAAAUCCGUGCCUGGGCGUAGUAAGAACAUCCACGUUUUGAUAGCGGAAAAGAAAGCUGCUAAAGAGAAAGAGUCGCGUCGCCGGUCUCCGACACAUCUUUUAGCGAUUGAUACGAAAUCUUCGCCGGAGUUCAUGUUUCCUCUUAUUGAACCUGAACCGAUUAACUGUGUGGGCGAUAACGCGGAGGUUCCAGAUUUCGUUGACGCACCGAAACUACCUUCGACUCUGACGAUAGGUGACUUACCGGAGAAUGAGUUGCAUGAUGAAGUUGAGAGUGACGAUCCCUCUAAUCAGUUGGAAAGUGGAUAUUGCUCUAUUGAAACUUCAUUAUCUACUAAAAGCUCACCUGUAUUGUAUUUUAAUCCGAUCAGUCCAAUAUUUGUUGUAACUCCUGUUCAAUUUAUUCAGAAGGAAAACAGUGUAUUUGUGGAGGCCACUCCUCGUGCCAAUAGUCCACCUCCUAACGGCUACUUCUUGACAAUGCCAGAGACUUCAACCAACAUAAAACUAUACAAAUCUCAUCCGAAACCCACCAUUUUGCCGACUUACGGGUCAAGAAAAGUGGGUGGGGCGAUUCUCGGUUCAAAUCAGAGACUGGAGUACCAGAGGAACGAUAUACAGAUGGCUAUUACUACAAAACGAAUGGCCGCUUCAUCCACAAAUUGUAAAAGUACAUCAUACAACGUGCCUCCUCAAAGAUCUAUUCUAUUGAAAACGAAAGGUAUAAAUAAAGUUAAUUGUAAAAGAUCCUCUACUGAAAAACUCAGUGCUAGUGACGGUAAACAAAUUAAAUUAGCCGCUGAUGUAAAUGGUUUUAUUUUGCAUACUGAAAUGAGUGAAGUUGCUGAGGCACCACAGCCUAACCAUUGUAUUCAAGAAAAUAUCAAUUUGUUGAACAUGAAGUGAUUUUAUUUUAGGUAGUCUGUAUAUACAUAUAUAUAUAUAUAUUAUUUACCGUAUUGUUAUUCAGGUUCUAAAUUUUUUUUCGUCAUACCAAUGUUAGUCAGGUAUGAUUUUUAUCCUAAAGUGUUCUAAAAUUGACGUCUGCAGUGGGUUAGCAGACCAUUUUAAGACUGUUUUCUUGUAAUACUCUGACAUACGCUUGUGGCUACCUUAUAUUGGACGUUCCAAAUAAUUUCCGAUAUUAAGAGACGCCACCCUAUUCCUUUUUGUAUUGUGUGUAAGUGUGUUAUUUCAUAAUAUACAGGUCAGUCAUUUACGUAGACUGAAAGUGUGAUUAGUUAAUUGUAUAAUUUUUUGUAUUUAUGUGUUCAUGAUUUGUGUUUCUUUUCUACUGUUUGUUAACGAUAUUACAUCCAUGUCAUGUUAUGAGUUAUGGUUUGGUGCUCAGCAAAUUGAUCUCAUAAACACAAAAAAUAAGAAAAAAGUUGUGAUUAAAACAUUUGUGGUUUUAGAGUUGUGCUCCAAAUAAUUUUAAUCUAGUGAUAUUUGUAAAUAUGUAAAUAAUUUCAUUUUAUUUAUUCAACCCACUAAUUUAUUAGUACAUUUACUUACACAUACUUUUUUGUUAUUUUUAUAUACACGACUUCAGAACAUUUUUGUUCGUCAUAACUGUUUAUUUUUUUAUAUAUUCCAUCGACCUUUUUAUACUAGGAGUUACUUCAUGUUUUUACAAAAGUAAACUUGUCAAGUGGUAUAAUUGUAAUAAUGACAUUUGUUCUUAUGCAUUUAGUAAAUGUUUUGGUGUGGUAGCGUAAUAGAACACAUCAUUUGCAAGCGAUGUUUGUUUCCAAUGUUAUCAGUAUUAGUUCAGUUUAAUUCAAGUAUUUUUGUAGUAUAUUACUGUUCUGCUAAAACUUAGUCAUAUUUUGAAAUGUGCUUCGAAAAGUAGCAACAUACUGGAAUGUUUUUUGUUUUGUAUGUCAGCCCAGAAUUUAUUUUAUAUGUAUUCGUUUUCGUUCAUGUUUAUUUUUAGUUUUAACGUGGUAAUCGAUUUUACCUAAUUUCUUUCUGUUAUUUUAUUUUUAUGGCACACUGAUUAACUGAAUGGAUCAAAACUGACCUGUAUAUGUCUUUGCGAAUUUGUCGAAUAGUCUAAUAUUGAUAGCAGUGUACCUAAUCAUGUUUUGUUCGUAGCUUUACAUUUCAGCAUUUAUUAUAAAAUAAAAUAUAAUAAAUACGCAUUGUUUAACUGUGAUUGUUUCACAAGCAAUGCUCUAUGGCUGUGAAUAUUGCCAAUUUCAUCAGGGCUGGCAAUCCUACUGCCUCCUUGUAAAAUAUCAUUUAUUUUCUAAUAGGUGAUAUUCUAUAACAUUUAUUUUCGUUUUAAUAAACUCUAGACUACCGA